UGUGUUCUUUCUACCUUGUUCAGGUCUAGCCCCCAAACAAUUUGGAAACAUGAAGUGGGUAAUAUUUGUUUCUUUGCUUUGCUUUGUAAGCUUUGCUGAACUGAAAAACCUACCUAGACGAUAUCGGAAUACAGAUGAUCAUCAUUGGACCAUCAGACUAGCCUCUCAAAUAUCAGCUAAUGAUUUUGGUGCCAUUGUUUUAGUCUUAUUUGCUCAAGCUUUACCAAAUACCACACUUGAGGAGCUGAAAACAUUGUCAGCAAAUGUUAAAACUAUUCACCAGAAAUGUGUUGAUAAUCAAUAUUCAAGCCCAGAAUGUACAAAGCCUUUGGGUAUAGUUUUCCUGGACCUGCUUUGCCAUGAUGAAGAGUUUUCCAAGAAAUAUGGAAUUAAUGACUGUUGUGCUAAGUCUGAUCCAGAAAGGCAUGAAUGUGUUUUGUCCCAUAAUUCAGCAAUCGGAAGUGUUUCUCCCUUUGUUCGUCCUACUGCAGAAGAAGCUUGCCAAGCAUAUCACAAUGACAGAAAUGAUGUUCUAGCCCACCAUCUUUAUGAGAUCUCCAGAAGAAAUGCAAGAGCACCAGUUACUGUACUCUCUGCAGCAACUAAAAGCUUUGAUAAAAUAUUGGAAACUUGCUGUAAAGAAGGAAAAGAUACCUGCAUCGAAGGAAAGGCAACAGUGGUCAGAAACAAAGCCAGGGAAAUUAUUGAUGAACAGGAGAACACUUGUUUCAAUCUGGAAAAUUAUGGAAAGGAAACUUUAUAUGAAUUAAAAUUUAUCCAGAUAGCAGAAAAGUUCAUAAAUGCUAAUCUAGAAAUUUUAACCCAUAUUGCUAAAGAAGUUGUACACAUCCAUGAAGCAACUUGUAAGGGGGAUUCAUUGGGGACUUUACUUGACAGAGCAGACCUGUCAGAAUAUGUCUGUAAGCACAAAAAUGAUAUAUCUCAUAACCUUGAUCAUUGCUGUGAAAAGGGCCUGGUGGAAGAUCACAAUGCAUUGUUACUAUGGAAAAUGACCCCACUAUCUCCUGAUCUUCCCACACCAUCUGGAGAAACCUUUAAGGAGACAGCAUGUCAAUAUUAUGUUGAACAUGGAAGUAUAAACAAGGAAAGCUUCCUCUUAGCAUUAAUAAGAACCCACCCUGAACUUUCUCAGCUGUUUGAUCUGGAAAUUUUGCAUAGAUAUGGAGACACGUUGGAAAAAUGCUGCAAACGAGAAGACAAAGUACAGUGUUUGAAUGAUGGGGAAGAACAAAACAGAUUAUACGUUAAGAAGAUUAGUGAUUUUGUGAAGAAUAAUUGUAACAAUUAUAAAGAAAUAGGAGAAUACUUCUUCCAAAAUGAAUAUUUGAUCAAGUAUAGCAAAAUUAUACCACCUCCAACUUCAAAUCUGAUUGAGCUCGCCAAAGUGGCAAAGCUUGGUGAGAAAUGCUGUAAUUUAGAUGGUGAUCAACAAGUCUCAUGUGCUUUAGACAAUACGGAUAAAGUGAUAGGAUCUAUUUGCAAAUGUCACAAAGGACAUUACCUAAACAAACAAAUUGAUGAUUGCUGUCAUUCCUCCUUCAACCGUUGGCAAUGUAUCAGUAACUUAGGACCAGAUCCAUCCUAUAAUCCUCCUCCAUUCCAACCUAAAGCACUGGAUGCCCCCGAGAAAUUGUGCUCAUCUAAUGAAGCGACUGUUCAGGAAAGUAAGCAAGGUUUGCUAAGUGACUAUAAAUCCAAACCUAAUAUCUCAGAUGAAGAGCUUGCCGUUGGAAUCCUAGCUUUCCGUGAACUUCAGACAGAUUGCUGUGCAGCUGCAAACCAAAAGGAAUGCUUUGACACAAAGGGUCAAAAACUGGUUGAACGGAUUCAAAGUGGUCAUAUAAUCGAGUAACUACUUUAGCUUCCUCACUGGAAGAAUGCUGAGAUAAAGUAUCCACACGUUCUCAAACAUCCUUGGUUGGUACGUGUCAGCCAUCUAAUGCCAAGGACAAAAAUUAAUUCUUAUGAAAAUGUCACGAUCUUUAAAAUGAAAAUGAUAAAGUCUUCAAAAAGAGA
Thamnophis elegans (Western terrestrial garter snake) is the source of this 2037-nucleotide messenger RNA. RefSeq names its product serum albumin-like. Gene Ontology annotation, cellular component: cytoplasm; blood microparticle. Lineage: Eukaryota; Metazoa; Chordata; Lepidosauria; Squamata; Natricidae. The record is from RefSeq and is a predicted model, not a curated record. Gene Ontology annotation, biological process: transport.